UAAAAGGAGUUUGGAUGAUACCCUAGCCGGCAUUUUGUAAAAGUUCCACAGCGUGUACUAUUUUUUUUUAUAUAUGCUUUUCGUCAUUUUGGAGUUCCUUUGGAGUUACCUGUGCUGUGAUCGAUCGGAGAAUAAGAGAACCGAGUUAUUCAUCAGCUACAGAUCGUUGCAUGAAACUGAGAGCGGGGCCGCAAUGAGUCGGAGAACACGACGCUGGAUUUUAAGAGUUUUACUUUGUCUAGGAAUUGUUUAUUUGAAAAUUGGUGGCUUCUCGUCGGUGGUGGCCCUAGGUGCGAGCAUAAUCUGUAACAAGAUCCCCGGUUUGGCCCCCAGACAACGGAUUAUCUGCCAGAGUCGCCCCGAUGCCAUUAUCGUCAUCGGAGAGGGAGCCCAAAUGGGCAUCAACGAGUGUCAGUUUCAGUUCAAAAACGGGCGCUGGAACUGCUCUGCGCUUGGAGAGAGGACAGUCUUCGGAAAAGAGUUGAAAGUGGGCAGUAAAGAGGCUGCGUUCACCUACGCCAUCAUUGCCGCAGGGGUGGCCCAUGCCAUUACAGCCGCUUGUACACAGGGUAACCUGAGUGACUGUAGCUGUGACAAGGAGAAGCAGGGUUUCUACAGUAAAGACCAAGGCUGGAAGUGGGGAGGCUGCUCGGCAGACAUCAGCUAUGGCCUGCACCUCUCCAAAGUAUUCAUCGAUGCUCGGGAGGUCAAACAGAAUGCAAGGACACUCAUGAACCUCCAUAAUAAUGAGGUGGGACGCAAGAUCCUGGAGAAGAACAUGCGACUGGAAUGCAAGUGUCAUGGUGUCUCAGGCUCCUGCACCACCAAAACCUGCUGGACUACACUUCCCAAGUUCCGCGAGCUCGGCUACAUUCUCAAGGACAAGUAUGCCCUUGCGGUGCACGUGGAACCAGUCAAAGCCAGCCGCCACAAGCGCCCAAAAUUCCUGAAGAUCAAGAAGCCUUACUCUUACCGGAAGCCCACGGAUACAGACCUGGUAUACAUAGACAAGUCGCCUAACUACUGUGAGGCGGACCCUGUGACGGGGAGCUUGGGGACACAGGGCAGGGUGUGUAACAAAACUAUUAUGCAGCACAUCAGUGGCUGUGACUUGAUGUGCUGUGGCCGUGGAUACAACACACACCAGUACUCCCGUGUCUGGCAGUGCAACUGCAAGUUUCUGUGGUGCUGCUACGUUAAAUGCAACACCUGCAGUGAGAGGACAGAAGUGUACACAUGCAAAUGAGAAUAUUUAUUGGAUGGUGUGUGUGUGUCUGUGUGUGUUUGUGUCUGUGUGUGUGUGUGUGUGUGAGUGUGUAUGUGUAUGUGUGUGAAUGUGA
Messenger RNA from Morone saxatilis (striped sea-bass), 1340 nucleotides. RefSeq names its product protein Wnt-7a (gene wnt7ab). Gene Ontology annotation, cellular component: extracellular region. Bases 74 to 1246 code for a protein of 390 amino acids. The record is from RefSeq and is a predicted model, not a curated record. The transcript has 4 exons. NCBI's taxonomy places the organism in Eukaryota, Metazoa, Chordata, Actinopteri, Moronidae. Gene Ontology annotation, molecular function: frizzled binding; cytokine activity. Gene Ontology annotation, biological process: multicellular organism development; positive regulation of JNK cascade; canonical Wnt signaling pathway.